Megachile rotundata (alfalfa leafcutting bee) is the source of this 795-nucleotide messenger RNA. RefSeq names its product odorant receptor 43a-like. Gene Ontology annotation, cellular component: membrane. Gene Ontology annotation, molecular function: olfactory receptor activity; odorant binding. Gene Ontology annotation, biological process: sensory perception of smell. The record is from RefSeq and is a predicted model, not a curated record. NCBI's taxonomy places the organism in Eukaryota, Metazoa, Arthropoda, Insecta, Hymenoptera, Megachilidae.
AUGAAUGGAAAUUACAAAUGGUGCAUGUUCUUUUUGACAGUCAUAGGACUUUGGCCGUACUCAAACAAGAAAUUUCGACUCCUGCAAAAUGGCAUCAUAAGCCUCAUUACUUGGGCAUCCGUAAUUUUCCAGUUCAUAGCUUUAUUCAGUUUGGAGGGAAGUCUGUUCCGUCUGUUAAGGAUAAUAGCAUUUAUAUCAGGGGCAAUCACCGCACUUACAAAAUAUCACAUAACAUGGUAUAUGAUCGAUGACGUGAAAGUGUUUCUAGAUCGGAUCAGGCGUGAAUGGGAGACGAAUAAUGACGAUACACUUCGAAUCAUGCAGAUCCACGCCAUUCGUGGAAAACGUCUAGUAAUCAGUUUUGCGGUUGGGGCAGAAUCGCUUAUGAUCAUGAUCACCUCGCAUAUCGCUGGAUUAUUUGAAGUUGCUAGUCUUUUCUUCGAGAAAGCCGUUCUUGCAGAUUCAUCUGUAUCAUAUCUUCCGCGAAAUUGCAGAAAUAAUGAAAGCAUCAAUUACAUAAUUAGAGGUACUACAAUACAUCGAAUGGCACUUCAAUUUGUACGUGAUUUAAACAACCACUGCAAUAUAUCGUACGGUCCCACCAUUAUAUUUGGUGUGAUUGCCUUAAGCUCCCAUUCUUUUUGCCUGUCUCAAACGAUAUUUCGAGCAGCAGAUAGUGAAGAAACAAUCUUGUCCGUGUGUCUAAUCAAUUCUACAUUGGGAUACAUGUUUUGGAUGAACUUUGCAGCUGGAAACAUGAUCAGCAUGGCUGAAAGUAUUCCUCUAACAACGUAA